Propithecus coquereli (Coquerel's sifaka) is the source of this 3177-nucleotide messenger RNA. It is a transcript of the gene FBXO31, whose product is annotated as F-box protein 31. Bases 92 to 1327 code for a protein of 411 amino acids. The record is from RefSeq and is a predicted model, not a curated record. The transcript has 8 exons. NCBI's taxonomy places the organism in Eukaryota, Metazoa, Chordata, Mammalia, Primates, Indriidae.
CAAAAAACAGUCUUGAAAAAGGACCCAUCCUUAGCCCUUUCCCUGCUGUGUCUAUUCAGGUAUAAACCCGCGUGUGAAGUCGGGACGUUUUAUGAAAAUUCUCCCCGAUUACGAGCACAUGGAGUACAGAGAUGUGUACACCUGCCUGCUUCACCGGUACAGACACAUUCUGGGACUGUGGCAGCCGGACAUCGGGCCCUACGGGGGACUCCUGAACGUGGUGGUGGACGGCCUGUUCAUCAUCGGCUGGAUGUACCUGCCCCCCCAUGACCCGCAUGUGGAUGACCCGAUGAGAUUCAAGCCUCUCUUCAGAAUCCACUUGAUGGAGAGGAAGUCUGCCACGGUGGAGUGCAUGUACGGCCACAAAGGGCCCCACAACGGCCACAUCCAGAUUGUGAAGAAGGACGAGUUCUCCACCAAGUGCAACCAGACGGACCACCACAGGAUGUCUGGCGGGAGGCAGGAGGAAUUUCGGACGUGGCUGAGGGAGGAGUGGGGGCGCACGCUGGAGGACAUCUUCCACGAGCACAUGCAGGAGCUGAUCCUGAUGAAGUUCAUCUACACCAGCCAGUACGACAACUGUCUGACCUACCGCCGCAUCUACCUGCCGCCCAGCCGCCCGGACGACCUCAUCAAGCCCGGCCUGUUCAAGGGCACCUACGGCAGCCACGGCCUGGAGAUCGUGAUGCUCAGCUUCCACGGCCGGCGCGCCAGGGGCACCAAGAUCACGGGCGACCCCAACAUCCCCGCUGGGCAGCAGACGGUGGAGAUCGACCUGAGGCACCGUAUCCAGCUGCCCGAUGUGGAGAACCUCCGCAACUUCAACGAGCUCUCGCGCAUCGUCCUGGAGGUCCGAGAGCGGGUGCGCCAGGAGCAGCAGGAAGGUGGGCGAGAGGCAGGCGAGGGCCACGGCCAGCAGGGCUCCCAGGAGCCACCGCCGCCCGGUGGGGAGCUGGACGGGGCACCUGCUGAGGACGGCGGGGAGCCUGGGGACGCGGCAGCCGCGGUUGAGCAGCCCGCCCAGUCCGGGCAGGGGCAGCCGUUUGUGCUGCCGGUCGGCGUGAGCUCGAGGAACGAGGACUAUCCCCGCACCUGCAGGAUGUGUUUCUACGGCACCGGCCUCAUCGCUGGCCAUGGCUUCACCAGUCCCGAACGCACCCCUGGGGUCUUCAUUCUCUUUGACGAGGACCGCUUCGGGUUCGUCUGGCUGGAGCUGAAAUCCUUCAGCCUGUACAGCCGGGUCCAGGCCACCUUCCGGAACGCAGACGCGCCGUCCCCGCAGGCCUUCGACGAGAUGCUCAAGAACAUUCAGGCCCUCACCUCCUGACCGGCCACAGCUCUGUGCACGUCCUGGCGGCCCCAGGGCUUUGGACUCGACCUGUGAAUAGAAGCAGCAUGCACUUUGGAGACGCGGCCUUCCCGCCGGAACGCACGCCUCCCGUCGGGCCCAGCCCAGCCGCCCGGAACGCUUGGCAUAGGGCGUGUGACACACGCUGCGUGUCUGUCAGUACCGCGAUGGAAAAGCUGAGCAUGACUUGCCAAAAAAAACAAAAGAACAAUGAACUAGAGUAACUCAGAUCUCGGGAUGGCUGCAGGGCACGUGAGAGUCCAAGUGGCGAAGUCGUGCAUGUCCUCGGCUCGUGGGUGGUUUUCCAGGGAAAACACGAUCCUCCUUCAAAGAGUCCUUUCCGCGAGAGCAGGUAAGGCAGGUUGUGUGGGGAACGUGCCUGCCCCACCCUGUCUCCUCUGGAUGGAGCCAGCAGAAGUGGCCCCGCGCGGGGGUCAGGAAGAGGCAGAUGGUGCAGGCCGGGCAGGUGGCUGGGGACCAUGCGGAGAAGGAGCUCCUGGAAGCCAGUGGAGGGUCAGGCUGGGGUGGGGACCCGGGAUCGAAUUCCCGCUUCUCUUUACUCACGUGGAUUUUCGACAAAAGCAUUUCAUCCCAACCUCAGUUUCCCUGCCAGUGAAAUGGGGUUAGUGACACGGGUCACUAGUGACUGUCACUUGUGCCUGCCCCGGCCACGAGUUCUAGCGUGGAACCAAGGCCGUGUUCUGGCCACGUGACUGCCGCAGCGGCCUGCUCCGGACACAGCGUCUGUUUCGUGCACUCCCUGCACACGCCGCGGGGUCAGAGCCAAGUCUGCAGGGUCACGCGUCUGAAGUGGUCCCUGCGUUUACUGCAGUUGAGUGGCUUACACAGGUGCAGUUCUUAGGAGCGUUAAUGUGCCAGAAGUGGCCACAGCAGAUGUGGAAGCCCCUGGCAGGCGGGAGGACAGCUUUCUAGAAAAGCCGCACCUACGUAGGGGUGCACUUUGGAAGCCAGGGCCUGUCGGGGACCCUGCAGCUCCAACACUCCGAGUGCUGCUGCUUCUGCUGGCAUUGUGCCCCUUGUUGUGUUAACACCUGCAUUUGGGGACCCCGUUGAAGAUUUUAGCAAGGUUAGUGUCACCUGAAGAGCAGUGACUGCACGGCCUGGAGCCGGCCCCUCCUCCAGCCUGCAGCUGGCUCCGUCCCCACGUGGACUUGCGGGCGCGUCUCCCUCUGCCGCUCAUCCUGGGCUGCGCGCCCCGGACUCGAGGGACUCCUCCCCGGAUGUGACCGUCUUGUGGUGCCUUUGUACAGAGACCAGCCUGAGGAUGUCCCAGGAAAUGUUUCCCGAUUACUCUCUCCCUGACUGGCCUUUAAAAAAAUAAAAUAAAAAUUCCCAUUGCCCGAGCUUCAGUCCGUUUGCAGCUUGCUUUGCUUCCCAGAGAGACUGGCAAGCGGUGUGGCCGGAGCCCUCGGGUCGCCGCCCGCCCCGAGCCUCAGGACGAGGGCCGUGGAGAAGGUGCGCCCGGGGCAGCAGGGCUUGGAAGCUCUGAGACCUGCGCCUGCCCGCCGGCUGCUCUGCUGCGCCCGCAGGGAGUCGCGGGCCGGGUCCCCUUCCAGUCUUUCACAGGAUUCGCCUAAACGCCUCUCUGAGUGUGACUGUUUCUCUGUGUCAAAUGAGGCAGUCCCUGAAUGACGGUGACUGUGGCCACAGAGCCUCAGGACCGUGCCCGUGUUGGCUGGUGCUCUAAGUGCACCACUGUUUAAAUCCAGAAUGUGCAUUACCAAGAGCCUGCGGCUCACGCUAAGGGGCCUGUCCCAUCGGAGGUGUCCCCUGGGGCCGUAAAGACCACAUGGAUGGGGGAUGAGGAC